CCCAGUGACCUCGAGCCUGAGUGGUUGGAUGGUGUGCAGAAAAAUGGAGAAUUAUUUUAUUUAGAACUGAGUGAAAGUGAAGAAGAAACUCUGCUUCACAACAGCUGUCCAGAAAUGCCAGCCGUGAAUCACGUCAGAUUUCGUGAAAAUGAAGCUGAAGUUAUUCAAGAGGGAUCACGAAAAGAAAGAAAAUAUAAACUGAAGAAAUUCACCAAAAUUUUAAAAAAGAAGAAUCUUUUGCCAAAGUAUUCUGGUAAAAAAGGCAGUGGAAGCUGUAAUGGGCACUCUCCUGGUCCUACUUCUAUAUUGAAACACCAGUCUGCUCAGAAAAUGGGUGUCACUGUCCAGCAGAAAUUCAAAGAUGUAUAUGUUUAUGUAAAUCCCAGAAAACUGUGCAGUGCUGGGGGUGAGAAGCCGCUCAGGCUCCUGGAGGCCUUAGUAGGGAUUGUUCAUCAGUCUUCAUGGAGCAGCAGAAGAGCAGAAAAACAAGGCGGGAAGGAUAAAGGCAUCAGAGGAAAUGGUGAAGAGAAGCUUGUAGUACAUGGUUUGGUGCCCGGUAGUUCAGCAAUUAAAACUGGUCAAAUUUUGAUUGGAGAUGCUCUAGUUGCUGUAAAUGACGUUGAUGUGAAUUCUGAAAACAUAGAAAGGGUUUUGUCUUGCAUUCCAGGUCCUAUGCAGGUGAAACUUACAUUUGAAACAUCAGUCUUCGAGCCAGAAGGAACCUCUCAGCAAAGGUUUAAACGGGCCCAGUCAAGUAUGAACAAUCUAGUUCGGCUUCUGUGGGGAGAAGACGGUACGGACCUUCAACAUGCUAUCCAAAACGUGCCACAUAUCGUCAUGUUCCUCUCACUGAAACUGGAUUCUGAAACAUCUAAGGAUGAGCAAGAAAUUCUUUAUCAGUACCCCAUAUCAGAAGCAUCCCAAAAACUGAAGAGUGUGAGAGGAAUAUUUCUCACACUGUGUGACAUCCUGGAAAGUGUUACUGGUACCCAGAUUAUCAGUUCCUCCCUUUUCUUAUGUGAAAAACUGGUUCAAGUUGUUUACUGGAAAGAAUCUGACAAGUUGCUUGUAAUUGGUCUUCCUGAAGAAAGUGUGCCACUUUCUCAGCUGAGGAACAUGAUUGCAGAUGUUGUGAGGAUCUUAAAAUUUAUGUACAGUUCUUUAGACAGUGCUUUUUGCCAGGUGGAAAAUGUUUCUCGCCUGGAUCAUUUUUUCAACCUGUUCUUCCAGCGAGCACUUCAGCCUGCAAGACUCAAUGCAAAUGCCAGCCCCAGUGCUCAGCACUACGAUACCUGCAGUGCUUUACUCUUAGACAGUCUCCCGGGCCUGCGCUGGCUGACGUUGCCUCAGGAGAUCAAGAUGGAAAUUGACACAGCCCUGAGUGAUCUGGAAGCAGCUGAUUUUGCAGAGCUGUCUGAAGAUUACUACGACAUGAGAAGAUUGUAUAUGAUUUUGGGUUCCUGUCUCUUCUACAAGGGUUACUUGAUUGGUAAUCACUUGCCAAAGGAAGAUCUUAUUGAUAUAGGUUUAUAUUGUCGGCACUAUUGUCUGUUACCCUUGGCAGCAGAACAGAAGAUUGGUCAGUUAGUGAUAUGGCGGGAAGUAUUUCCACAUCAUCAUUUGCAGCCAUGUGAUGCUUCAAGUCUCAUAGGAUACAGGGAACCUGAAGCGAGAUACUUUUUAUUGAUAGUUGGCUUGAGACACUUCAUGCUGUGUGUUCUCCUGGAGGCAGGCGGCUGUGCAUCGAAAGCCAUUGGGAAUCCAGGACCAGACUGCAUUUAUGUAGAUCAAGUCAAAGCCACAAUACUUCAGCUGGAAGGAACAGAGGCCAGCAUAGAGGAAAGGCUGGAUUCUCCCUCCAUUCCACCUUUAUCUUGUGCCGACUGGUUCCUUCCUGCAGCACGUGACAAAAUAGAGAGCUUGACAACCUCACCCAUCCUAAGCAGGCUACAAAGUUCUUCCAAAACAGUAACUGCUCCAGAAAGCAAAAGGACCCUGUUUGGUGACUCUUCCUUAAGUACGCGUAAGCCGAGUCCUACAAGAACCAUUGGGGGACCUAACCAUGGUAAUGAAGGCCCUGCAGAAGAUGGAAGCAGUAAUCCACAGUCUGUAUCAGAUCAGAUCUCUAAGAAAAAACACACGCUACCAAAUCCGUUUCAUAUAGGAAACCUUAAAAAGAACCUUUCAGAGAGAGAUGCACAACUUUAUAACACUAUCAAGUUGACUUCUGGUCCUGAGAAUACCCUCUUCCACUAUCUAUUUUUGGAAACAAUGCAAGGAAUCUUUAUUACUCCAACUCACCAAGAAGUAGCGCAGCUCGGAGGCUCCCUCCACCCUCAGUUAAUCAAGAAUUUCCAUCGUUGCUGUCUUUCAAUUCGUUCUGUUUUCCAGCAGUCCAUAAAGAAAGAAAAAAAGAAAAAAGCAGGCAGUAGGAUUUCAGAAUUCAGUACGGCCGCUGCAGAUCUAGAUGUAGUAAAAGAACAUGGUGUUUUGUUUGAGUGCUCUCCUGAUAACUGGAAUGAUCACAAGAAACCACCACCAACAAUGAGUUACUGGGUUGUAGGGAGACUCUUCCUGCAUCCAAAACCUCAGGAGUUUUAUGUCUGCUUUCAUGACUCAGUCACAGAAGUUGCUGUUGAACUGGCCUUUAAGCUGUCCUUUGGCUUAGCUACAUAGAUGAGCUUUCUGACUCUUCAGCAGUCCUGCAUGGUGUUGGAAUCUCUCCAUAGUACUUACAUAUCAAGGGAAAUUAACUGAAUUGUGGUACCCGUUUAUAUAGCACAUAUUUGGAACGCUUUAAAAGAAGUAAAUCUACCUUGUGGUAUGACACAGGUGUAAAACUGAAGUGAUGAUUUAUUAUCUAAUCGAUUUAAUAUUAAAAAAGAUUUCAGAGAUCCAAAUCCCUUAUUUUUAUACACUGUCAAAUUGUUCAUCCCGAUUAUAUUUUUAUUAUAUGAAAACUUCACCAUAAUUUGUACGUUCACUAGUGUUCACUGUACAACAUUCAAUGUAAAACGAUAAGCUGAUAUGCUCCAAGUGCUCGCUGAAUCUUUGGCAAUCAGUGAUGAAGGAAAAAAUAAAUUUUCCAGUUAAUUAAAAUUUGGUAGCUCUAAGGACACGAAAAAUCCUGACUGUUUUCAGCAGCUUUGUGUUAAUCAAACCAGAAAGAAAUCUUUUAGCACAUUAAUGGCACUUAGCCAUCUAAAGCUAAUGGCUUAUCAUUUUUUUUCCCAGGGUGGUCUUCUGCACACUCAAGGGCUAUAGCAUGUUUGACGGCUUACUUGAUUUCAAGUAUAUUGAGUUAUAUUGUAAAUAAUACUUGUAUUUCUUAUAACGCAGUGUUGAAGGCACAAAAGAAAAUGUGUGGGAAAAAGACAGUAGUUGGUAGUUUUGUUUGAGACCUACGCAUGGACUUGGCUACUUUUAUAUUAUUCUCGUGAUUUUAUAAUAAAGAAAUAUGAGUAUUUGUCAAAGAUCAGUAAAAUAUAACCUUAACUUUUAUACUUAUUUCCUCAUUUGUUUAUUCAAACAAUAUUUAGCUCAGUCUGCUAUAAUUUACAACUGGGGAUAUUAAAAAAAGAAAAGUUAGGCUAUAUCUGUAUGAGGCCAUAGAAGACAAAAUGCUUGCAAAAUCAAAAGUCUACCAAAUUCAGCUUACCUGCAAAUUGCUGAAAGGUUUUGUCAUCUACAGAUUAGCUGCUCCUAAAGCUUUUUUACUAGAGGUGUAGUGUACAAUGUACAAUUUUGGAACCUUUUGCCCCCCAACCAGCACAUUUAGAUAUGGCCAUCUGCACAGCAUGUCAUCACAUCCAUGUCAACAGUUUGACUGUUUUUUUUUUUUUUUGCUCCUUCUAUGUGUUUUUCAUGAGUGAUUCUCAUAAAGUGCAUGACUAAAGAUGCAUUUUAAGAAAUGGGAUGAAAAAAGUAUUUAGGAGAGUAAAUUAUGUUAUUUCGGCUCUCAUGAUCAAAUCCUGUAGAUUCUGUUUUUACUAGUAAAUUAAAUCGUUUAUAGGGUAUUUCUAAAUUAGUCAACCAAAUGCCUGUAACUGUUAACUCUCACUGGGUCAUUCCCAGCUUGGCUUUAAUUAGUCAACAGUCGAUUUAGUUUCAAGUGGUACAAGUCUUUGGCCUGAGGUGUAAGCACGUGCUAAAGGUUUUGUUAGAUCAGUCUUCCCUGGCAUUCCUCGUACCUUGAUGACAAUAAUAUUUCAGUUUGAAACAUACAGAACUGAGUUUCUUAAAUAUAGUGUUUUGUAUCUGAGGUCCUCAUCUACAAAUUGAUGAAGUGAUGUGAGGUUUACACUGCCUGAAAAAUAAGGAUAUGUAAUAGGAUGGAUGGAUUUUUAAAAAAUUUCUAAAAUAUGUAGUUUUGGAACAUAGAAGGGUUUUUUGCAGCUGAAAGACGAAACAUAGAAAAGAAAGCAGUCCUUGCUGCACUGUUUUUAGCAGAUUUAACAGCUUUUACAGAACUUAUGUGUGUGUUUGUGCACAUAGGUGUGUAUCUGUAUUGAAGAGUAUCAUUUUGCAGAUGUUUGUCUCUUGCUUCUAUCUAUUAAAGGUUGGGCUGUAUGGUUUGACUCAUAAGAGACUUUAAAAAAACAGCACGUCCAGACAGGUAGCUUCCAUCUAAAUUACUGUGCUUACUCAGACUGUUGGCUGACUUCAGUUCUUCAAAAUUCUCCAGCAAAUGGCACAGAGUCUCAACACGGAGACUUACGCUUAGUUUACCUUGUUAACUUACCAGAAGACUCUCCUCUUUUUUUCUUCUGCUAGGUUACUUUGCUGCCAGGGAAGUGGGUUAAACUCAGAUGACUCGCUGUCGGGCCAAGCACAUAACUAAGCCAAUGCAGAAAAAAUUGUGUGAACGUGUAGGUGUGUGCAUGGAGAAAAGAGGAAGAACAGGAGGAGAGUGGGACUCAUUCAGAAGUAGUCAGCUAUUAUUUAGAUUGACUUGUUCCUUCACAAGAACUUCACAAGCACCUGGGUAUGGCCAAAGACUCGGCCCUGAAGAGUGUGCACUUCAGACAGCGUUUUUAUGCUCAAAGCAGUGUAGUACAGCAACAAAAUGUGUUGCAAAAUUAGCAUUAACCUUGUUGAUACUACACGUUAGGAGACUUUUAUUGGUUAUUUUGUCAGUCACCUGAGCGUAGAUUAGAUUUUGAAGAUGUUAAAGAGCAUAUUUUAAAGAGUCCCAAAGGAUGAAAGGAUAUAUUUUCCUAUAGAAGGCAGGUAUCUUUGAUACAAAUCUUUUAGCUUUGUAACUUUCAGCAAGAUUACAGCUGUGAAUCAUGGUGUAUAGAGUUAAUGCUAGAAGGAAAACUAUGGAGAACAGCUACUAAGCUGAAACUUCAAUGUUAUGGCUCAAAAGAAAUACAUUUAUUUUGCCUUUAAAUGAUUGCUUAUAAAAAUUAAAAAAGCAAGG
This is a messenger RNA of Struthio camelus australis, 5422 nucleotides long. Lineage: Eukaryota; Metazoa; Chordata; Aves; Struthioniformes; Struthionidae. The record is from RefSeq and is a predicted model, not a curated record.